This is a messenger RNA of Erpetoichthys calabaricus (reedfish), 6634 nucleotides long. RefSeq lists its product as uncharacterized. NCBI's taxonomy places the organism in Eukaryota, Metazoa, Chordata, Cladistia, Polypteriformes, Polypteridae. Bases 177 to 2981 code for a protein of 934 amino acids. Gene Ontology annotation, molecular function: protein binding. The transcript has 17 exons. The record is from RefSeq and is a predicted model, not a curated record.
GGGGGCCGACCAGGAACAGUAGCGAGGGGCGGAGUAAACGAGAGUGAAAACAAACUGCUACUUGUUUUCAGGGACCCGGGUUGGAGUGCGUGUUGUGUGAGGUUAAUGUCAUUUGACUUCUCGGUCCCUUUUAACUUUUUGGAAAGCUUCGGAGAGAAACUGCAGUGACUUCAACUAUGGAAUCUUCUCAGACAAUCGGCAGUUUUUUCAACACCCUGGCUGAGAUGGGGUUUACAGAUGUGCAGAUCCAGGAAGCCUUACAGGCUGGGCACUUUACUGUACCUGAAGCUACUGACUGGAUGCUUCAUGCUGCAGAUCGCAGAUAUAGACUUGAAAGACUAACGCAGCCAGAACAAAGCAAAGCAAUCUCUGCAUUCAAUCCCCCUGUAAACGUUGAAGAUAAUCAUAACACUUUCAAUAAGGAAGCUGAAAAAGGCUCCAAUCAGCCAUCCUCCUUUAUAAAUGUUCCUAUGGCUUCCAGAAGCAGACUGAGUAAAACAGGUUUUGAUGAACAGCAAAGAGAGCGUGCUGCUCAGGAUGCACUGAAUGAGAAGAAAAUUAAGCAGAAGCAACGAGAACUUGCCUUGAAAAGAAUUGCUGAUGAUCGUAAGAUGUUAGAAGAGAAAUUAAAACCUGCCAUCGAGCCUACUGAUAAAGCCAGUAAGCUAGGAGGAAGAAUUCAGACAGCCAUGGAGAACGUUUGUAUCCUGAAUAUUCGUCUGCCAUCUGGGACAUCCAUGCGGGAGCGUUUUCCAGCUGAUGCUCCACUGAAGUGUGUUAUAGAGCACAUCUCUGCGUGUCACCCAUCCCUUUCCAAGUUUUCUUUGAUUCAGGGUUUUCCUAGGAAACACUUUGGUGAAGCAGAACUUUCCUGUUCCUUGCGGACCUUGGGACUUACACCAAAUGCAGCACUUUGUGUACAAAGUAUUUCUAUUAAUCCUUCUAUAGAAAACAUUUGUCGUGAUGAUCUCCCUAAAGGUGCUUAUAGCCUUUCUCAAGAAAUGACACAAGCCAGUAUACCAGAAGAUGAUAAAAAAGAAACUGUUCCUCAGUCUUCUGUUAACAGCUACGGUUGGGGCAGAGGAGAAACCUUGGGAGAUGCACGACCAGUAUUGGAACAUAACCCACAGGAGCAAGAAAAUAUGCCCCCACUGCCACCAUCUGCAUUACCCGUUUCUUUAUGGAAUGAGGCCAUUGCUAAUGCUGGAUUAGAAGGAAAUUUUCAGCAAUUACCUUUGCAGCCCUAUCACUGGGGUAGAGGUCAGAGACUAGCUGCAGGUGAUGAUAAUUCAAGCUCCAGUGAAGGGCAUCAAUCGGGAGAGGAAAGUGGUGAUGAAGAUAACCUACUCUUUGCAGGUUUACCUCAGUUGCCAUUAAUCCCAAGAAAUCGUCAGCCAGAUUUAAAUGAUCUUCCAUACCAAUGGCCAGAUCAUGGGAACAGACUCAGGGGUGAUGAUGAAAUUGUAGUGGAGAAUGAAGCACAUCCUUCUCAGGGGGCAGAUUUGCAAGAUGUUUUGGCACGUGCAGCUUUGGAGCGUUUACAUCAAGUACCUCAACUCGGUGAAGCACAUAGCUGUGAGCUUCCUUCACCCCCUAAGAGAUCUUUCAAGGCUCCUAGUUUGCCUUCACUCAGUAAACUGGCCAUAAAGGCCACUGUGUGUCUAAUGACAGCUCCAAGCAUGCAGUAUAAUAGCAGCCUGGCAAGGCUCACUCCUGAACUGGCAGAACAUCUUCUGACCUAUUUAGCGCGAGAACGUCUUCUCCGCCCACGCACUCUUGAAUACUUUUUUGGUUGUCAGAUACAGAAGUUUGUCCUCAAUUGCUACCCAUAUUCUACCAAUGAACUACUUCGGCAGUUGCGUGCCUUUCAGACCCUGAAGCAUCUAAGUCUAGUCUCCUCACCUCUGCUUACAGAUUCAGGCAUGUCAUUCUUGCCCAGCCUUCAGAAGCUGCAGCAUCUCAACUUAUCAGCUUGCUGCAAGCUGACUGAUAAUUGUCUACAGUAUAUCAAAGGGCUAAGAUUUCUUUCCUACCUUUCCUUGGACAAGACCAAAGUAAGUGAUUGUGGGCUUGUGGUUUAUCUGGAAACGGCUCCUGCAUCACUUACGCAGCUUAGUCUGAAUUGCACAAAUAUCACAGAAAAGACUUUGGCAGUGCUUCAAUGCAGUGUUCCUCAGCUCAAAUUGCUAAGCAUCAAGCAUACUAAGAUUUUUGAUAUUUCUGCUCUGAAGGGAAUGCUUUGUCUGCACACUCUGCACAUUGAUCACACUUGUGUGUCUGAAACAACCCUUUUGCAUUUGGCAGCUCACCCAUCAUUGUCAGUACUUGGUCUUGCAGGAAUACCAGUUAACAAUGGUAAUCAUGUUCUUGAAAUUGUCUCAGGUCUAAAAUUGAGUCAUCUGACAUUAACUGGGCGCCACACGGUAACAGACAGUGGCCUGGAGUUCCUUGCCCGAUUAACCUUUUUGUCAGAGGUGGAUCUUACAGACUACACUGAGGUGACUGACCAGGGGGUUCAGUACCUCGCAACUCUGAGUAGAUUGAAGAAGCUGUCUCUUAGUAACACAAUGGUAACAGAUGCUGGCUUGUCCUACCUCGCAAGGCUUCUUGAGCUUGUAGAGCUCUGUCUGGAUCGUACUGCAGUGACCAGCAAAGGGGUUGCUCGAUGUGUAAUGAGAUUGCCUCACCUUCAAGUUCUUGGACUCGCUAACACACAAGUGGGUGAUAAUUUAUUGAAGCUGGGACUGAUUCACUGCCAGCAGUUAGUGAAGAUCAAUUUGAGCCACACUCGCAUCACUGACAAAGGACUAAAGUACCUCCGAUUGGUAAAGCUAACCCAGGUGAAUUUGGAUAAUACAGGCAUUACUCCAGCCGGAUUGUCCAAUCUGAUUUCUUCUUGUCCUGAUAUCACUAAUAUCCGAGCGAAGAACCUGCAAGUUUUACCACAAGACCAGAUCUCUGAUGAUGAAGCAUCUCUUUGAGACAGGGUUGAUAAGGAUUGGGUUUCUUUCUUGGACGGUCUGAUUUUGGUGACUUGGGUCCAUUUCUUGCCGGUCUCAAAUACCAUUUGGCAGAAUUUGCCAAUGCAGCAUGUGUACCAGUUAGUGAAUGGUCCAACCAGGCUCAAUCUCAAGUUACUGCUCAAUUCAUAGCAUUGAAUCAAGGUACUGGCUUCCACCCGGCUCUUGAUUCUCCAACUUGUGCAGUAUUAAAACAUUAAAUUGCAAGUAACUGAAGUUACUGCCCAGAAUGAAAAAUUAAAUGCUUGCGGCCUACACUGACUAUUACUCAGAGUUUCAUCUGCAGGUAUUUAAUACGUCUAAUUGCAAUGUUAGCGUAGAUUACACUGCAGAUCUCCUAGCACCCUGUUUUAUUUUCCUGAUGCCCAGAACGGGAUGCUGAGCAAGCUGGCCAGUUUUUUAAAAUGACUGCAUUUCAGCAGCCACAGUGAACCCCUUCAGUUUUAUGUGGUGUGAAAAAAGCCAGUUGUAAUGCAACAUACAAUCAAAUUCAUUCUAAAUUGAAAGAUUGUAUUUGUUCUUUGCUAUUUCACUGCUUAUGUGACAUACACAAUUUUUAUUUGGCUGCUGCUGUCUUUAGUCAUUUUUAAUAUUAGCAUUGCUGAAAAAUGCUUACAUCUGGGCCUGGUGCUCACCUUUCAGGUUGGUCUGCAGUGGAGUUACUUGCUGGUCCUGCUAGAAGGGGGAAGCUGCUUUCCAAGUUCUGUAUUAAGUCUGCUCAGCAUGCUCAAGCUUUGCAUGUCACAUAACAUGUCACUAUGAAUAUCUCUUUAGCCUUUUUAAUCUGUCAUCUACUCUUAUUGAUUUUUUUUUGUUGUUUGCUAAGCCUGUUAUUUGUCUGUGCUGUAAUUUAGGCAACACGUUAGUGUGCAGAAACAGUUUGUAUACUGCGUGCGUCCAGGACACAGCAUCGGCAGUAAUGGCUGAGAGCCACGGAUAUUUAAAGUCAAAGUCUGAAUGCUAAUAAAGGUCUUGGAGAGAAUUCAUAUUCUGAUUUAGAGGGUUUGUCCUUUAGAGACCUGUUAACACAAUUUAAGCCUCUCUAAAUUUUUGAGCACGUCUGCCACCUAUAAAAUUAAUAACAUCCUGUGAGUAGUUUAAAUCCGUAAAUUGAUCAAAGUUAACACUCUUCAUUUAUCACCUUGUCUUCCCAAACCUGAAUAUUACUCAUCUGCUUGGACUUUAACUGCUGAAACCUCUGCUACUGACCUCUGUGGGAGUCCACUUGUGACGUCUAAUGCUUACUUCAGCAUUGCACAGUCUGACUGACUGAAUCCCUGCCUCUUGUUUGAUGGCCAGCAUGUUCAAAUCUUCUGAUAAAUAAUGUUAUGGAUGCCACACUUGUAAGCAAGGCACACCUAAAAGUCUUCCAAUGAAUUUAAUUUUUAUUUUGAGACUGAGAGUAUUUCUCUUUUGCAUGCGUUUUCUGAACUAAAGACAUCAGUUUGUUUUUUUUUGUUUUUUUGACUUCAUCCUUUUUAACCAAGUGAGUUGAAAAUAAGGACAUGGAAAUCAACUCCUUCUGUUGGUAACAAAGCAGCUAACAAAUAUUUUAACUUGCGUGUUCUCUUAAUUACAUCUUCUAAUGAAAAUAAUAGUAUAUCAAUAAAUAUAUUAUCUUGCAAGGAAAACCUGCAAGAAUCGAGUUUUUAUGUUUCUUUUAUGGUUGGUCAGACUUCUCAGUUAGAGAGAGGCUAGAAAUUCACAAGGUGCUACCAAGACAGCUGUGUUCUGGCUGCAGUCGUCCAUCACUAUCAUAAUCCACCUUCAUAGAAAGAGAGAGAGAGAGACGGGUUUUUAUAUUAUAAUAAUAAUAAUAAUCCUAAAAGGUAAAGCACUUUAAAUUCAAUUACUUUCCUUACUAGCUGUUGCUGUUUCUCUUUGAAAUCAUCACUCGCUGCGUUGGUGGCUCAUUCAUACUGCACAGUGCAUUUUCAGUGCUUGCAUGCUGCUUUGUGACAAGUCACUUUCUUAAAAGUUCAAUCAGUCAAUUCUGCAAACUGCACGAGACCCAUCGGCACAUUGAAGAGGCAUCUGAUGCCUUCCGCUUGCUGCCCCAUUACCCAAUUCCAACCCAGAGGACAUCAUCCACUUUCAUAAACAUGCCGUCUCUUCACUGACGACUUUACUUGCAGUGCUGUGUCGGCCGACAGUGAUGCUUAAGGCUGUGCCCAUCAUCAGCGUUGUUCUGCAUGUCCUGGAACACAUUUUCCCAUAAUGUGUCAUUGAAGUGAUGUUAGUGCAGCACCAUUCUCCACUGCACACUCUUUCUUUCGCUGUAUAUUUAAUAUUGUCUUAACAUUUAUGAAAAUUCUCUCCAAAGUUGCCUUUUUCUGCCCCAGGAAAAUUGCUGUAAGCCACCAUUUUAUCACAAAGCGUAACUGAAUAAUAUGUAAUACAGCUUCACUUUUAGGAAGCUCAUCGGUGCACUGGAUGAUCAUCAACUUCCACCAGUGAGUUGUCUCAUUUCUAGGUAAAAAUUUUGGCCUAAAUAUAAAAUAAUAAAUAAUUCUGGGAACCUAGGCCAAUCACAUUCACCUGGGCAGGCAGGGUAUGCAGUUACCUUGGGUUGUGCAUUUUGGUUGUUUAAGAGCGAAUGUGUUUUGAACGUGUGAUAACAUUUCUGAAAUUGCAAAGAAGGAAUAAAAGUUUUUUUUAAGAGAAAUUUAGAAAAUAUGUACUUGAAGCAGUACGAUGUUUUCACCAGAUUUUUUGCAUAUAAUCUUCUGUAAUGUGGCCAGAGCAGAUCACAAGUGUAUGGCGCGUGGUAGACACACUGCUGUGCAGCAGACAGUAGGUGUAACAGGUGCCAUUUAUUGCAUUGGGCGUCCUGUCAUAUAUUUUCUAAGAUUUGAGUUAUGGCUGCCGAUGAACAGUUACUCGUGUGGCCGCGAGCUGCACAGCUCUUUUGGAAGUUGUCUGCAACGUUCUAAUUCUGAGGUAAUCCAGAUUCUGAGACUUUAGCAGUAAAAAUGCUUAUAAUAAUGGAAAUAACUAUGGGAGGCACUUGCUGCUUUAUUUGCUGCUAUCAUAUCAUCAAAAAAAAGCGCGAUUCCAAAAUAACAAGUUGAUUUAAUUAAAAAGAACGGCUUAAGAUGGCUGGUGUAGAGAAAUGAGUGCAGUUAGAAAGUCAAGAAAAGCGUAGCCUAUAAAGAGCCAUUAACUGUGUCACAAACACAGGCAUCUUAAGCUGAAAAAAUAUCUUUACAGGUAAAGAAAUAUACUGUAAUCCAUAAGAAAUUGCUUUGUUUUAUAUGAUUAUAUCAAUUAACAAAUAUAGCAAAUGUAAUGUUUAUGUAUUCAGAGGGAGGUAAAGAUUUCAGUCUUGGCUCAAAAGAGGACCUGAAAAGGUGAUUUCUAGCGCAAUAAGCAGGCCCUGCAGUUUGGCAGUUUCACUUGUUAACUUUAAUGUUAGGUGGAAGGUCAAAACACAAACUGGAAAUCAGAAGGAAAGUUUGAGCAAAGGGCAGGUGGUUUGCAAACAUGAAGCAAGUAACUCAUGUAAAUAAAAAAGAAUGAUUUAUAUUUUGCAACUUUAUAUGCACAUAUCAAAUGAUACUUUGUAAUUAACUCUGCAUUCUUGUAAUCUACAAUAAAUGAUUUAAACCUCUUGA